AUGAACGAUAAUGAUGAGUCGCCUGCAGGACCGAGAAGGAAGCGUCUGCGAUCCUCCCAGCGCCAUGAAAAGGAUGAUCAACAUCCCCCGCGCCGUACGCGUUUGGUGAGCCAUGCGCCAGCGCCAGCGCCGACCAGCCAGGAAGGCCUGCAGAGAUUCAAGGAACUACUUGAAGCUGCAAUGGAUGGGCGGGGCGUGUCAGAAGAGUUUCUGUCUCAGUCCUUGGCAAUGUACAAAACUUGGAAAAGAUCUGGGGCACCUUACGAUGAAUUCUGCUUUGCAUGCAAGAAAUCGGAUGAUAUCCAUCCAUGCUUAACCUGCAGAAGACAGUACCAUGAGUCAUGCAGGCCAAAAGGCUCUAUUACUGUUCUCGGCGGACUGGCACAAGGCUGGUAUUGCGACAUAUGUGUGGUGAGAAAUUGGCACAUGAAGCCGCCCACUCUCACACCGCCUGCCUCGCCACCACCGGAAACUUCUAGAGCAGCAGAGGAAGUUGAAAGUGGGCGGCGGGAUGUUCAUCCUACCAAUCCGCCACCCCAGUCCGAGACAAUGCAGUCCUCUCAUGGGCUCCAAGAUCCAUCCCCGAACCUACGCUUGAUUCAAUCUACUCCUACAAGUUACCCCACUGCUUCACAGAACACGUCGCAGGCUAGUGAAACCGCGAUAGCCCAUCCAGCUACAACACCCAGCCAUACUGGGCCAGGGAAUGUACCAGUUCCGCAGACUCGUUCUACAGACAUACAUGCAUACACGACUUACCGGCCGGCCGUCACGCGGCGGUCUCGUUACACAACGCUACCCACAGAAGUGGACUCUGCGCUUCGCGUGUUAUACUCGGAGCUGGAAACGGCUGCUGAGCUUCGGCAACAGAUUGGCGGGUUGGAGGGCCAAGUUAUCCAGCUUCGUCAAGAUCUAAGUCUCAGAGAUCGGGAAUUACAAAUGACUCAGAAGGCUCUACAAUCAGCUCGUGCGUCGCAGAGUGAGCUUGCACAGUUACGCCAGGAGGCUUCCCAGCGGCAAGGGUCCAUGGAAGAGGCAACAACUCUACGCGCCGAGAAGCAGCAGCUCGAAGAGGAACUGAAGAGCACCCGGACGCAGAUGGAUGAAAUGUCGAAAACGCUACAACAAUGGAAGCAAAAACUAUCGGCAUUGAUUGCUGACUGA
Clonostachys solani is the source of this 1164-nucleotide messenger RNA. The record is from the annotation of a GenBank genome assembly. NCBI's taxonomy places the organism in Eukaryota, Fungi, Ascomycota, Sordariomycetes, Hypocreales, Bionectriaceae.